Molecule: messenger RNA, 1143 nt
Organism: Cyclopterus lumpus (lumpfish)
Lineage: Eukaryota; Metazoa; Chordata; Actinopteri; Perciformes; Cyclopteridae
Gene: nanp
Product: N-acetylneuraminic acid phosphatase
Exons: 2
Coding region: 62-787 (241 amino acids)
Molecular function (GO): hydrolase activity
Source: RefSeq, a predicted model, not a curated record
CCCCGGAAGUAGGCUACUUCCGCAUUGACCAAAGUUUGGUGUGAAUGAACAGUUCGCAGCAAUGGACGGUAAAGCGGUGAAGGCGAUAUUGUUUGACUUGGACAACACGCUUAUUGAAACGAGUCGGGCAGGUGAAAGGGCGAUAAGAAAGACCUGUGAACUUUUGAAGACCACACUGGCCCUGGACGACAACACCACCAACAGCAUCUGUGACAAGUUUAAGGAGAAGCUUCUCCAGGAGAGCUUUGACCCCUCAGCUGGCAAAUCCAUUGAUGAGGUCCGUGUGGGCCACUGGAAGGAGAGCAUCCAGGAGGCUGUGGGCAGUGGUUCGCCACCUUCAUUGGCGGCUCAGUGCUACUACCUGUGGAAAAACAGUCGCCUGGAGGUUCUCAGCCUGUCCACUGACUUAUGCAACCUCCUGAAACGACUGCGCGUCGGAUACAAGCUGCUGCUGCUGACCAACGGGGAGACUCAGACUCAGAGAGAGAAAGUGAAGGCGGUCGGAUGCGAGGAGUUCUUCGACGCCAUUGUGAUCGGGGGAGAACAUGCGGAGCAAAAACCAUUCGUCUCCAUCUUCACAUUGUGUUUCGACAUGCUGCAGGUGGAGGCCCAGGACUGUAUUGUAGUGGGGGACUCCCUGGACACCGAUAUUCAGGGAGGCUUUAAUGCCAAAGUGCGGGCUACAGUUUGGAUCAGCAAUGGUGCUCGACCAGACGGUUCAGUGACACCCGACUACACGAUCCCUACUGUGCUGGACCUGCCAAAUAUUCUGCAACAACUGAAAUAAAAAGGACAACUCAUGAUUCAAACCAUUUGUGAUGCAAGUAAAUGGGGAGGAGUGUCCCUUCACGUGGGAAUUUGUAAUCAUGGAAAAUGUUUAAAGAUGAAUGUCAUUAUCAAUUUUCCGAUUCCAACACUUUCAAAAAAUUUGUUUUAUGCAUUUUGCUACGAAUCUUUACAAUCCAUCUAAACAUUUGCACAAGUAUCUCAUAAUUGUACUAGGGUAUUUCUAUUCUACAUCUGUACAUUUCGGAAGCAUGUCUGCUAAUCAAUAUGGCCAAAAACUUUUAUUCCGAUUUAAGUCUCAAUAAGAUCGCAAUAUAGCAUGUUUGCUGGUAAUUCAAUAAAUAAAUUUGAAAUAAC